AUGUUCUUGCCUUCUAAGAAGGACCUCAAGACCACCCUGGAGGUCUUUGCUCUUUUCCAGUGGACCUUCUCUGCCUUGAUAAUUGCAACCCUCAUAAUCUUUGUCAACGUCUACCUGCUGCUGUUCACGCGGUACUGGCCUGUCCCCGUGCUCAUUAUCAUCUGGCUGGCUUUUGACUGGAAGACCCAGGAGAGAGGUGGCCGCCGCUUCAACUUCAUGAGGAGUUUCUGCUUGUGGAACCACUACCGUGACUACUUCCCCGUGAAGCUUUUGAAGACUCAUGACAUCUCCCCUGACCAAAACUACAUCCUUGUUUGCCACCCCCACGGGUUCCUGGCCCAUUCGUGGUUUUCCAACUUCGCCACAGAAACCACGGGCUUCUCCAAGCUCUUUCCCGGCAUCACCCCUGACGUGCUCACACUGGGAGUCUUUUUCUGGCUGCCUUUACUUAGAGACUAUGUCAUGGCAUUAGGACUCUGCUCUGUGAGCCCAUCCUCCAUUGACUAUCUGCUUACCCACAAUGGCACCGGCAAUAUGCUGGUGGUGGUAGUCGGUGGCCUGGCAGAGUGUAGGCUCAGCUUCCCAGGGUGUACCAUGCUGUUCUUGAAGAAUCGGAACGGGUUUGUGCGCAAGGCUCUUCAGCACGGGGUGCCUCUAAUCCCUGCCUAUUCAUUUGGGGAGAUGGAACUCUACGAUCACCACGUUUUCACUCCUGGGAGCUUGGUCAGUCGCUUCCAGCAGUGGUUCCAGAGAAUGACCCACAUCUACCUUGGUGCUUUCUCUGGACGUGGCUUCACUGAGAACUCCUGGGGCCUCCUGCCCUAUGCUCGGCCCCUAACCACCAUUGUCGGGGAGCCUUUGCCCAUGCCCAAGAUUGAGAAGCCGAGCAGGGAGGAGGUGGACAAAUACCACAUGCUCUAUGUAGAAACCUUGCAGAAACUGUUCAACCAGCAUAAGACCAAGUUUGGCAUCCCAGAGACCCAGAAACUGAUGAUAGUCUGA
Molecule: messenger RNA, 1002 nt
Organism: Molossus molossus (Pallas's mastiff bat)
Lineage: Eukaryota; Metazoa; Chordata; Mammalia; Chiroptera; Molossidae
Gene: AWAT2
Product: acyl-CoA wax alcohol acyltransferase 2
Exons: 7
Coding region: 1-1002 (333 amino acids)
Biological process (GO): lipid metabolic process
Cellular component (GO): endoplasmic reticulum membrane
Molecular function (GO): retinol O-fatty-acyltransferase activity
Source: RefSeq, a predicted model, not a curated record